GUCACUAAAUAUAAUUUUCGAGAUAUAUAUAUGCCCACAUUCGUGCCGGCAUUCAUACAGUUCGAAUUUUCUUUUUUUUUUUAUUUCUGCGCAGUCGUUCACAGAUUGGCAGAAUUUUGACGAUAAUGCGCAAAGUGUUGCAAGACGUGGGUCAAAAAUUACAAUUCCGAAAUAUGGUUGCAGUCGGUGAUAGCAUUUCACAAGUCUGGCCCAACCCGGCAUCAGGACACGUGCCGGUCCUCAGCGAAUUCGCAAGGCAGCAGUUGGUCCUGUGCUCGGAGCUGGUGAAGCCCAGCCAACAGCCCGAUGCCGUUGACUUGGAUGCCUUUAUGUCGAUCUCUGAUAACUUUCCCAUUCCGUUCGGCACGGAUAAUUGUCGGGUGAAGUCGCAGCCGGUUGAGCGUAGACCAUUCAUACGCGAGCAAAUCGCGUCCGCGUAUCCCAUUAUACACGAGCUGACCUUGUUUCUUUACAUGAACUUUUUGGAGCAUAAGAAUAAGUUUGGUAAUUCGAAGGAGCAAAGUGUCUAUGAGCAUCUGACACUGACGGAGUUUGUGCAGCGUUUGCUGGACAAACGUUGCGUUUACUUCUUCGGUGCGCUCGAUUCGUAUUAUCUGUUGGACGGCACUAAGGACUAUGGGGGCUUUGAGCAGAUUGGUACCAGCGAGGAGACUGCUCCACUGGUGCUAAAGGACGUGCUCAGCUAUGAUGAAGUGAAGUUGUCGGCUUUGCUCUACGUCUCUAGCCAUUCCGAAUUCAUCAACGAUGGGUCGCGCUCGAAUGCCGGCCGUGUGCAGCAGAACAAGUCACUUAUCGAGACGGAAGGCGUCAUUAUGGGGCUGAUUGGUGCGCGGUUCGAGCGACGCAAUGUUAUGGAAUGCCAGGAUAUAACCAUAACGCCGGAGCAAAAUACAGAAGACGAAGGUUACGGCUUUUCGGGACCUGCUAAAAACCGUGCGCAGGAUUAUCGUCGUAUAUGGCGCGAGUUCUACGAGGAGCCCAAGGACUUUCUCUACAACGAGGUGCAGGCAGAUGGCCAGCGCUUCACACAGUUGGACAGAGAGACCAAGUUUGACAAGGUGGUCAUGGGCAAGCGCUAUGCCAUCAGCUUUGAUACUCUGCUCUUGGAAGCGGAGGCACGUGCCGCCCGUGCGGGCAAACCGGCGUACAUCCAUGUCACCGGCAUUGGCCUGGGCGUUUGGAAGGUAUCCAAGCAGCAAGAGGAGAUUUUCUUGGAGACCUUUGAGCAGCGCAUGCGUGCGCUCAGUGCACGUCUGACACACAUUGGCGCUGUGCACUUCUCCUGGUUUCAUCUCGAGAAAUGGGGUGGCUUAUUCGAUGGCGCCUGCAUUGCCGAGCCCACGCAUCCACAGGGCGGCAUCAAGGUGCACAUCUCGGUGCGCAAUCCGGCUGACAAGCUCAAGGAGGAUAUGUUGCCCCUUGUCACGUACGCUUGGGAUGGCAACGCCCUGCCGGGCAACGAGUUCUGGGCGAAAAUGCUCGUCAGCACUGGCGAUCCGGCUGCUGCCUGUUCUACGCUCAUAACCGAAUUGCAGAAUGCGCACAUUAACAAGGACUACAUAAGCGGCAUCAACCUGCACAUUGCGUCCAUGCAACAUGGAGUGCUCCACAUAUCCGACUAUGCCAAGAUGCUGCUCAACAAGCCAGCAGCAGCAGAGACUCCCAACGAAAGCGUUGCUGAAUAGCAUUUAAUCUAUUGUUAUAAUAUUGUCGUA
This is a messenger RNA of Drosophila hydei, 1736 nucleotides long. RefSeq lists its product as uncharacterized. The coding region runs from base 126 to 1706 and encodes 526 amino acids. NCBI's taxonomy places the organism in Eukaryota, Metazoa, Arthropoda, Insecta, Diptera, Drosophilidae. The transcript is spliced from 4 exons. The record is from RefSeq and is a predicted model, not a curated record.